AUAGAGGCAGACACAGUAUCCAGCGACAUUGGUCUGCCGAUGACCUUUGCUUUUGUACCCGUUAGCGCUGAUAGGAACUUCUUCAAGGGCGACGUCUUCGAAAGACUUAGGAGUCGGAAUUUCAAAAAAGACGUUUCCGCUAUUUUUGGGACAGUGAAGGACGAAGGAACAUACUGGCUACCUUACUAUAUGAGCCAGCAUGGUUUUUGGUUCAAUCAUACGAUCUCAGCUGAAGACCCGCAAAACAAGGCUCUCAUCAGCAGGUCUCAAUAUCGACAAGCAAUGAAAGCCUUUAUGCCAUACUUUGGUGGAUCGCCUCUGGUUGAGAAUGCACUCUUGCAUGCUUAUCAGUACGUAUCUGAACGACAAACAACAUCGUGA
This is a messenger RNA of Cylicostephanus goldi, 381 nucleotides long. The record is from the annotation of a GenBank genome assembly. NCBI's taxonomy places the organism in Eukaryota, Metazoa, Nematoda, Chromadorea, Rhabditida, Strongylidae.